AUGCAGCAUCAUCCUGGAUCCUGGUACAUUCCUUGGGGUGUACCACUUCAAAAAAUGUUGGCUGUGCCGUUUAAUCCAGCUGCAGCGGGAGGCUAUCAACCUCAAAUAGCUGCCACUGCUGUGCAAGCACAACCACCACAGCCUCCGAAUCAAACGCAACAAUCACCAUACACUCAUCAUCAGCUUCAAGCUAUGCACCACAAUCAUGCAGCGGCAGCUAUUCACCAGCAACUUAACCAACAAUUACAUCCUGCAGCAGCUGCUGCCAUGUUUACGCCGCUAACUUUAAGAAGUUUCGUAGCACAUCCACAUUUGAAUUUAAGUCAGCAGCCAAUGCCAUCAGCUGCACAACAACCCCAGCAACCUCUAACAAGUCAAACGCAAUCACAAUUAACAGCAUUAAAUUUAAAUAAUGUCGGUGUUGUUCCUGUCCGGCAAACAACGACACCAACAAACACAACAGGACUUAUUUUGCCUAUGCGAAAGGUAUGA
Clunio marinus is the source of this 492-nucleotide messenger RNA. The record is from the annotation of a GenBank genome assembly. NCBI's taxonomy places the organism in Eukaryota, Metazoa, Arthropoda, Insecta, Diptera, Chironomidae.